UUCCCGUCUGCAGUCGCAAAGCCAGCAACGCAAUUACAUAGGAGAGACUGAGCCCAACGACAUAGUGACUCGACAUUAUAGUGCAGACCAGCUUAAUACCUGAUCUUGUUUCAUUUCUUGGUACGAAUCGUCGAUUUUGCUACUAUAGUUAUUGUUGACAUCUGUACACUGCGAGAGAGGAGCGGGUUCGCAUAGGAAAGGGACCGAGAAGGAUUAUUGAUGUCCAGCUCGCCGCUGUCCAAGAAGCGCCGCUUGUCAGGAACAGAGACGAAGACGGGAUCCCACUGCUCCUCCUCUAACUCUGUCAGAACUGAUCUGUCCCACACACCUGCCAACGGCAUGGCUAAGAAUGGCAAUGAUGCUGAGAUUGAUGAAGGCCUGUACUCCAGACAACUUUAUGUGUUGGGCCAUGAAGCAAUGAAGCGCAUGCAGAACUCUAAUGUUCUCAUAUCCGGCAUGAGAGGUCUUGGAGUGGAGAUUGCCAAGAAUGUCAUCCUGGGUGGAGUUAGAAGUGUCACUGUGCAUGACAAAGGAGUUGCAGAAUGGAGAGACCUCUCUUCUCAGUUUUACCUUCGGGAGGAGGACCUGGGGAAGAACAGGGCAGAGGUGAGUCAGCCUCGCUUGGCUGAACUAAACAACUAUGUUCCAGUGAAUGCCUAUACUGGAGCUCUCACCGAUGAUUACCUGACCAAAUUCCAGGUGGUAGUACUGACUAACUCAACUCUAGAUGAGCAAAAGCAUGUUGGGGAGUUCUGCCACAGCAAAGAAAUCAAGCUGAUUAUUGCAGACACGCGUGGUCUGUUUGGUCAACUUUUCUGUGACUUUGGAGAGGAAAUGAUGGUAUAUGACACCAAUGGAGAGCAGCCACUUAGUGCCAUGAUUUCCAUGAUCACAAAGGACAAUCAAGGGGUUGUGACAUGUCUUGAUGAGGCUCGUCAUGGCUUUGAGAGCGGAGACCAUGUCACCUUCACAGAGAUUCAGGGGAUGACAGAGCUCAAUGGCUGUCAGCCAGUGGAAAUUAAAGUUCUGGGUCCGUACACCUUCAGCAUCUGUGAGACAACUGGCUUUACAGACUAUGUGAGAGGAGGAAUAGUCUCUCAGGUUAAAAUGGCCAAGAAGAUCAGUUUCAAAUCUUUCACCUCUUCCAUGACUGAGCCUGAGUUCAUGAUGACAGAUUUUGCCAAGUUUGAACGCCCAGCGCAGCUGCAUGUGGGCUUCCAGGCUAUCCAUGCCUUCCAGAAGAAACACAACCGCCUCCCUGCCCCUUGGAACCAGGCUGAUGGCGAUGAGCUACUGACUUUAGCCAAGGAGGUGAACUCUGCCCAGUCAGGGUCUGCUAAAGUGGAACAGCUAGAUGAAGCUCUCAUCAAAAAGUUGUCUUAUGUUGCUUCUGGUGAUCUUUCCCCAGUCAAUGCUUUGAUUGGUGGUGUGGCUGCGCAAGAAGUGAUGAAGGCAUGCACAGGAAAAUUUAUGCCAGUAAUGCAGUGGCUGUAUUUUGAUGCCCUGGAGUGCCUGUCUGAAGACGGAGUCAUGCUCACAGAAGAAGAGUGCACCCCUAGGAACUGUCGAUAUGAUGGGCAGAUUGCAGUGUUUGGCACCAAGCUGCAGGAUUUACUUGCCAAGCAGCGCUACUUCCUGGUUGGAGCUGGUGCUAUUGGCUGUGAGCUGUUGAAAAACUUUGCCAUGAUUGGACUGGCUGGCGGGGAGGGUGAGGUCAUUGUGACUGACAUGGACACCAUAGAGAAAUCUAAUCUCAACAGACAGUUCCUCUUCAGACCCUCGGAUGUCACGAAAAUGAAAAGUGACACGGCCGCUGCUGCAGUAAAGCAGAUGAACCCCUCCAUCAGGAUCACAGGUCAUCAGAACAGAGUGGGCCCCGAAACAGAGAGGGUCUAUGAUGAUGACUUCUUUGAAAGCCUUGAUGGAGUUGCCAAUGCACUGGACAAUGUUGAUGCACGUAUGUAUAUGGAUCGGCGUUGUGUAUACUACCGUAAACCCUUACUGGAGUCGGGUACAUUGGGUACCAAAGGCAAUGUCCAGGUUGUCAUCCCGUUCCUCACAGAGUCAUACAGCUCCAGUCAGGACCCACCUGAGAAGUCCAUCCCCAUCUGUACACUCAAGAACUUUCCAAAUGCAAUUGAACACACACUGCAGUGGGCCCGUGAUGAGUUUGAGGGACUAUUCAAACAGCCUCCAGAGAAUGGCAUGCAGUACCUCACAGAUCCGAAGUUUAUGGAGCGUACACUGAAGCUUCCAGGAGCUCAGCCUUUGGAAGUCCUGGAAGCAGUUUACAAGUGUCUUGUCACAGACUGCCCUCACAGCUGGGCUGACUGCGUAGGUUGGGCUCGCAACCACUGGCAGUGCCAGUACAACAACAACAUCCGUCAGCUAUUGCACAACUUCCCUCCAGACCAGCUCACCAGCUCAGGUGCCCCCUUCUGGUCUGGACCAAAGAGGUGUCCUCACCCCUUAGAAUUCAGUACUAGCAAUGAUCUGCACAUGGACUAUAUAAUGGCAGCCGCCAACCUCUUUGCUCAAAUGUACGGUAUGCAAGGCAGCAAUGAUCGUACAGCUGUGGUUAAGAUCUUGCAGGACGUUAAGGUGCCACCUUUUACCCCUCGCUCAGGGGUUAAAAUCCACGUCUCUGAUCAAGAACUGCAAAAUAGCAAUUCCUCUGUUGAUGACACCAAACUGGAAGAGCUCAAGACCCAACUGCCUUCCCCAGAAUCUUCCCAGUUCAAACUCAACCCUGUUGAUUUUGAAAAGGAUGAUGAUACCAACUUCCACAUGGACUUCAUUGUGGCAGCCUCCAACCUGAGAGCAGAGAACUAUGACAUUCCACCUGCAGACAGGCACAAGAGCAAACUGAUUGCUGGCAAGAUCAUUCCUGCUAUCGCCACUACGACAGCUGCUGUGGUUGGCCUGGUGUGCUUGGAGCUUUUCAAGAUUGUCCAAGGACACACGAAACUGGAUUCCUACAAAAAUGGCUUCAUGAACUUGGCCCUGCCUUUCUUUGCAUUCUCAGAGCCCAUUGCUGCUCCAAAACACAAGUACUAUGAAAUUGAUUGGACGCUUUGGGAUCGCUUUGAAGUUACAGGUCUGCAGUCCAGUGGGGAAGAGAUGACACUCCGACAGUUCCUGGAUUACUUUAAAAAUGAGCAUAAGUUGGAGAUCACUAUGCUUUCUCAGGGAGUGUCCAUGCUCUAUUCGUUUUUCAUGCCUGCUGCCAAACUUAAAGAGAGACUGGACCUACCAAUGACUGAGAUUGUGACGAAGGUGUCCAAAAAGAAGCUGGGCAAACACGUGAAAGCCCUGGUGUUUGAGCUAUGCUGUAACGACUUAACAGAUGAAGAUGUGGAAGUGCCCUAUGUCAGAUACACCAUCCGCUGAGCUCCACACUGAGUCCACCCACAGGAGGGUGUGAGUUGCAGGGGGGAGGCAAGGGGAAGGGGUUUUUCUUAGUGGGGAGAUGUGGUGGGACUAGGGGGUGGGUAACUUGAUCCAGGUUGGCUCUAUUGGAUCAAUUGGUUUCUUUUUUUAGGCCUGUGGUUUGUGUAAACCUGUGCCUGACUGUACAUAGCCCCAGUAAGCCGACUAAAGUAUACCUUUAUGUCAGUUAGGGAUCCAGUUGGUGGUUCACUGUGGGAACAGGGUGUUGUUGGAGAAAGGGAGCAUGUACAGUGUACAUCCUGAUGUUUCUCAUUAGUAAAGCCUCUACACUUAAGUAAGCCUUAGUUGUCUCUCUGUAUUCUAAAGUCCCGGUGUCCUAUACUGUCCUUACAGUCUAAUCUUCAACAGUAAAUUGGAAGUGUCUUUUUUUUAAUCUAUAUCAACAACCCACUCCUUCCCCCCCAAACUCUACCUGCUCUCUUCUCUCCUCCAGUCCUUGUCUCAUAGACCUGGUCCCACAUUACUGUUUUUCCUUUUUGUUUUUUCCAAAGUUGCACCUCAUUAAUUAAAACAAGACCGGCCCUGAUAAAACCUUAGUCAGACCCCUUUCCUGACUGGAAAUCCAUAUGUGUCACUGGCAGAAUGCCUUCCCCAGUCUAAGGCACCCCUACACCCUUGUUGCAGCACUCUGCAGCUCCUGAGGGGCUCUUGCACAUGACAUCAAUUAUCUCUUUAUAUUUCAUGUGUUUUGUUAUAUUCUAUUUUAUUUUGGGGGGGAGGGGGUUGGACAGAGCUUUGGCACACAUCUACUAGAUCAUAAACUGUCUUUCUACUUUAAUUCCAAAUGACAACAGUUUGAAAGCAAGGCAUUGAGAUGUAUCUUGAAGUGGGAGCACUUACUGUGAUAGUGAAUAAACAUAUAAAAAUA
Molecule: messenger RNA, 4318 nt
Organism: Melanotaenia boesemani (Boeseman's rainbowfish)
Lineage: Eukaryota; Metazoa; Chordata; Actinopteri; Atheriniformes; Melanotaeniidae
Gene: uba1
Product: ubiquitin-like modifier activating enzyme 1
Exons: 26
Coding region: 220-3390 (1056 amino acids)
Biological process (GO): protein sumoylation
Cellular component (GO): cytoplasm; SUMO activating enzyme complex
Molecular function (GO): SUMO activating enzyme activity
Source: RefSeq, a predicted model, not a curated record